Merops nubicus (carmine bee-eater) is the source of this 1348-nucleotide messenger RNA. RefSeq names its product radial spoke 3 homolog (Chlamydomonas) (gene RSPH3). The record is from RefSeq and is a predicted model, not a curated record. The transcript is spliced from 7 exons. Gene Ontology annotation, cellular component: cilium. The annotation marks the transcript as partial. Lineage: Eukaryota; Metazoa; Chordata; Aves; Coraciiformes; Meropidae.
AGAAAAGGAACCUGUUCGUUAUGCCAACCUCAUGUAUGACAGGAGAGUGGUGCGAGGCAAUACUUAUGCCCUUCAGAUCAUACCUAAGAGUGCCCAACCCAGUCCCCUUGAGAUUCAAAGGCAGAGGGAAGCACGGAAAAGAGCACUGGCCAGAAAACAUGCAAAAGAGCAAAUCCAACUAAGAACACCUGAGCCUGUGGAAGGCAAAGAGCACGCUCACGUGCAGACAGAACUGUAUUUGGAGGAAAUUAGUGACCAGAUAAUAGAGGUUGACACAGAGUGUCAAACAGAUGCAUUUUUGGAUAGACCAGCCACUCCACUCUUCAUACCAGCCAAAACGGGAAAAGAUGUGGCCACGCAAAUAGAAGAAGGAGAGUUGUUUGACUUUGAUGUUGAAGUCAAGCCAAUCCUGGAAGUGCUGGUUGGGAAAACGCUGGAGCAAGCUCUGCUGGAAGUGAUGGAGGAAGAGGAGCUGGCCCAGCUGCGGGCACAGCAGCGUGCCUACGCAGAGCUGCGUAACGCAGAGCUUGCUGAAGUACAGCGCCUGGAGGAGCGGGACAGGAGGUACAGAGAGGAGAAGGAACGUCGCAAACUCCAGCACAUGCAGAUGCUGCAGAAACAGAAAGAGACCACAGAGAAAAUUGCAGCUCGGGCAUUUGCUCAGCGUUACUUGGCUGAUCUUAUUCCCUCUGUCUUCAACAACCUGCGUGAGAGUGGAUUUUUUUAUGACCCUAUAGAAAGAGAUAUUGAAACAGAAUUCCUUCCGUGGCUGAUGGCAGAAGUGGAAGAAACACUAGGGAAGAAGGUUCUGGGGAGGACAGUGCUUGACUCCUUGAUUCGUUCAGUGGUUGAAAAACGCUUAGAUGCAUUUAGUGAUCAACCGCUGUCUGGUCAGUCAGAGGUACCUGCUGAAGAACCCAGGCCAACAGAUGUAGCACCUGAGGUGGCCGGUGAGACAGGUGCUGAUGACCAACCAGAUGCUGUGGACCAACCAUUCAUAGAGAAAGAAGAGACUGACCAACCAGAUGCUGCAGACCAACCAUUCAUAGAGAAAGAAGAGAACCACCCAGAGGCGGGGGACCAACCAUUCAGAGAGAAAGAAGAGACUGACCAACCAGAUGCUGCAGACCAACCAUUCAUAGAGAAAGAAGAGACUGACCAACCAGAUGCUGCAGACCAACCAUUCAUAGAGAAAGAAGAGACUGACCAACCAGAUGCUGCAGACCAACCAUUCAUAGAGAAAGAAGAGACUGACCAGUCUGUUCCUGAGAAACCACCUUCACGUCACAUCACUUUCCAGACAGAAGAAUCAGAUCAAGAAGGAAUGGAGGAUUUGGAAACUGAGUAA